GUUCGGUGUACGUUGGUCAGACGUUGCGCGGCUGCACCGACGCGCACGGUUACAAGGCGGCAGUUAGCGCAGCCGUUUUCUUUUUCCCUCCGCGGCCGUUAUUCUCGCUACUCCCGCUUCAGAAUGGAGACCAAACCGGUCAUCACCUGCCUUAAAACCCUCCUCAUCGUUUACUCCUUCGUCUUCUGGAUAACAGGAGCCAUCCUGCUGGCGGUAGGAGUAUGGGGGAAGUUGAUGCUGGGCCCGUACAUCUCCUUGAUAGCUGACAACUCCACCAACGCCCCAUACGUCCUCAUUGGCACCGGCAUCGUCAUCAUCGUUUUCGGCCUGUUUGGAUGCUUUGCUACCUGCAGGGGGAGUCCAUGGAUGUUGAAGCUGUAUGCCAUGUUUCUGUCGCUGGUCUUCCUCGCAGAGUUGGUGGCCGGAAUCUCUGGAUUUGUCUUUCGCCACGAGAUAAAAGGAACCUUUCGGAGGACGUACACUGACGCAGUCCUGAACUACAAUGCUGAGAGUGAGGAGAGUCGUGCUGUUGACAAUUUGCAGCACAAGCUGCGUUGCUGUGGUGUGUAUAACUACACCAUUUGGUUCAACAGCGCGUAUUACCCAGCUCACGGCCUCCCUACCAGCUGCUGCUUUAACUCGUCCGACUGCAGCCCCGACGACCUCCGCAAUGCUACCGCCGUCCCAAGCAAAGUCUACCACCAGGGCUGCUACGAGCUGGUCACUUCAUUUAUGGAAACCAACAUGGCAAUCAUCGCAGGAGUGACGUUUGGAAUUGCCUUCUCACAGCUGAUUGGCAUGCUGCUGGCCUGCUGUCUGUCCAGGAUCAUCACAGCCAAUCAGUACGAGAUGGUGUAGCUGAAGCGACGCGGCAGGGAGAUGAAGAAGCUUUGAAGAAAUUCCCAAAACACUCUGGCGCGUCUGACUUGGAAUUGACCUCCCUCCGUCUCUCUGCCUGUGAUCUUUGUGUAAAAUCUGCGUGUACCUUAUUGUAAAGCACCAUUCCUGUUGCAACAAAGCUUUCCGCACAUUUCACCGCCGCAUGAGGUGGAAGCUGCUCGGGAGCGCCCGUCUCAGACCGAGACGGAGCAGCCGCUCUAUGACGGGGGCUAGCGUGCAGCGCGCUCAUCGCACACCCACUGCACACUUUUGUACAGAAUGACGUCGCUAACACUCGGAAGUAAUCGUUUCAAUAGGCAGGUUUCGUUUUUUUGCAUUUCGACUUUGCUGUUGCUCGCCGUUGUAUAUUCCUAUGGUUGUGAUAUUUUUCUGUAUCUGUACUGAGGACGACACUUUUAAGUUGAGCGUUAUUUGAGACAUGAGUAAAACUGAUAAAAACUAUAUUUUUUAUCCAGAUUAUGUAAGGACGUAAAACAGAUCUGAGGCGGAAUAUAGGGUAAGGGAUAUAUUAAAGCAUUUCAGUAUCGGUGAAAACUUGAUUGUGGUCAAAAGGACCAAAAGGAAACUGACUGUGGAUGUGAAUUUCCUGCCAAACUCCCCAAAGUGGCUUUAAAAAUCUAUUUAAAUCUACUAAAUGCACU
Messenger RNA from Thalassophryne amazonica, 1541 nucleotides. It is a transcript of the gene tspan7, whose product is annotated as tetraspanin 7b. The record is from RefSeq and is a predicted model, not a curated record. Lineage: Eukaryota; Metazoa; Chordata; Actinopteri; Batrachoidiformes; Batrachoididae. Gene Ontology annotation, cellular component: membrane. The annotation marks the transcript as partial. The transcript has 8 exons.